This is a messenger RNA of Anopheles merus, 2874 nucleotides long. Its product is annotated as serine-rich adhesin for platelets-like. The transcript is spliced from 2 exons. The record is from RefSeq and is a predicted model, not a curated record. Lineage: Eukaryota; Metazoa; Arthropoda; Insecta; Diptera; Culicidae. Bases 1 to 2874 code for a protein of 957 amino acids.
AUGCGCACCACGCGCACCGGGGGCACCGCAGCCAUCGGCGCCACUCGGUGCAGCGGUGAGGAGGAGGAGGAGGAGGAGGAGGAGGAAGAGGAGGAGCAGAUACUGCUGCGCGCACGACAGCGGGAACAGGAGGAGGAAGAGGAGGAGGAGGAGGAGGAGGAGAUGGCCGGUACGACGGCGACGCUCUGUACGGAGGACGAGCGGCACGACGCCGGUGACAGCGCAUCGACGAUGUACGCCGAGAACUGCCACUGCAGCCGGGGCAAUCUCGCCACGACCGAUGACGAUGACGAAAUCCAACAGUACUUCGUGGUCGAUCAGCCCCCACUGCAGCAGCACCAGCACCAACAAUCGUACACGCCCCAGCCCCAAGUCUCCUCCGUGCAGCGUGGCGUCCUGUCGAGGCGUCCUUCCGUGACGUCAUCGCACCGUAGCGCACGCAGCACGCCCCGAUCGCGCCGAGUGACGACGCCACUGAGUGGUGGAAGCUGCUGCUCGCACCACUCCCACCACUCACAGCUCGUAGGACAAGCAGCGGGCGUGAGUGGCACCGCUCAGCAGCACGGUCCACUGUCGCCCACGGCACUCAGCCGCCGCACGCUGCCCGAAAGUGGCGGCUCGAAUGCGACCAUUUCCAACUUCAACAUCAACCCGGCCCGGUUCCAGUGCAGCUACUACACGGCGGACGAGAGCGAGAACUCGUACUGCUCGAUCAGCGGCGAGAACAUCCGGCAGAUCCAGGCACAGACGGCCAUCCAGCACCAGCUCGAUCGGGAGGAGCAGCGGCAGCGGCUGCAGCCACUCCCCCUAACGCCCGGAACGCCCGCCGGCGGUGCUCCCGCCGGGCCGCUGAUCGGCGACAGCGACAGUCAGCAGGACAUUGCGAGCCUGAACGAGUCGCUGCUCUCGACCGUCGGCUCCACAUCGAGCGAUCAGCCCGGCGGUUCGACCGCCACCACCACCACCUCGACGACCACCUCGACCACGCAACGGCAACUGCAGCAGGUGCAGGGCGCGCCGAAGAGCGCGGGCAGCCAGCUCGUACUCACGCCGUCCAAAAUUACGAUCGAAAACAUUGGCCAGCUGUCGGAGAUCGGGACGGCGAACUACGAGUUUGACGAUCUGGACAUCAACAUCCCCGAGAUCUUCCAAUCGCCCUCGAAGAUCAAGUGGAGCUUCCUGGCCAACCUGGACGAGAGCAAGUCGAACAAGUCGCGCAUCAGCUCCGUCUCGUCGCUGGUGGACGUGGCCAGCAGUGGGCGGGGUCGCAGCGGCACCGAAUCGGGCGGGGCCGAUGUCAGCGAAACGGCGAGCGAUAACGAGUACAGCCCGAACCGGAUCCGCCACCGGCGGCCGGAACCGCUGCCGGUCGGCGAGCCGGCGAGCAUGCAGGCGUCCGCGUCGAGCUGCAAGAUCGAGCAGCUGCUCAAGAAGUCGUCACCGUCGGCGUCCGCCUCCGACUUUAAGACGGUCUCGAUCUGGCGGGCGGAGAACGGGGACGAAGGCAACGCGAUCAUCUUCCACCACGAGAGCGAGAUCGUGGAGAACUGCUGCACGAAUCAUUUUUUAGACCACAGUAGCUACGACGUGUGCCGGGUGGACAACUGUGACUAUUUGAUCAAGAGCAGCGACACGGACGGCGGCGGCGGUGGCACCAAGCGGACCUCCUCCUCCUGUGGGAGUUUGUGCAAGAGCGAGGAGCGGCUGAACAAUACGCUUCCUGCGUCGGCGGCGGCGACCGCUGGGCUCGGCACGAAGCAGCUCGAGCUGAAGCAGCGCAACAUCUUCACCUCUACGCUGGCCGGCACGACGACCACGAGCGCCUCGAUGACGAGUGCCUGCGGCGGGUCCAUGCCGGCCUCCGCCACGACGGCCACCGUGUACAGCAUCAUCUCGCCCGAUCUGAAGCGGUUCGAGAAGCAGACGAACCUGAACCGCAACUCGGUGAACCUGAGCCAGAACAUGCCGCCUUCUUCGCUCUCCUCGUCGUCGACUUCGUCGAUUUUUGCCGCCAACUACGGGUCGGCGCUGUAUCGCAACAUCAACCAGCAACAGGGACCACAGCAGCAGCAGCAGCAGCAGAACGGUCAAACAUCCGAGCACGAUAAGCUGCUCAACACGGCCGCAACGAUGUCGCGUGGCUCUUCGCAGCGAUCGCGGCUACACACGGCCCCCGCCAGCACGAUCUCACGCUCGGUCACCUCGAGUCUGCAGCGCUCGGGCAGACAACCUUCCGGCUCGGGCUUCAACAACCAGUACCAGAGCAGCACACUCGAUCGCUCGACCGUAGGCGGACGCACCCUGUCCACCGUUUCGCUUGGGUUCAGUGAGUCACGCCCCGCUGUGACCAGUCCCGCCGAACCCGGCGACCCGACCGUCCCUCCGUUCAGCAUUACCUGCGCGGGGGAAACGGCGGCCAGUGCGGCGGCGGCCGCUGCCGCCACCCAGUUCUACAACAAAUCCUACCACUACAACCUGACCGCCCAGAAUCAGCUCUACUUCCAGGCGUUCUCGAACCUGGUGCGCGAGCAGGAGCAGCAGCAGCAGCAGCAGAACUGUGAGUUCCACCAGGCGCAGCCGCAGACGCCCUCGCCCCAACCACAGCCGAGCUGCCCGCAGUGCUACGAGUACUACGGCUGCCAGGCGCAGUACUACGCGAACGCGACGAACGAGGCGGACAGCGAGUUCGCGGAGUGCAAUGCGGGCGGUUCGGGCGGCGUCGUGCUGCGCCGGGGUGGCUGGCGCCGCAAUGUAGGCACCACGCUGCGCAUCAACGGGCUGGUGCGGGUCGUGCGCACGCGGGCCCGCAAGUGUGCCGAUUACAUCCGCCAGAAGGAGCACCAGAGCAACAACCGGUUCCGGCGGCGCAAGUAG